Molecule: messenger RNA, 1379 nt
Organism: Rosa chinensis
Lineage: Eukaryota; Viridiplantae; Streptophyta; Magnoliopsida; Rosales; Rosaceae
Product: probable serine/threonine-protein kinase PBL23
Exons: 5
Coding region: 1-1197 (398 amino acids)
Biological process (GO): protein phosphorylation
Molecular function (GO): ATP binding; protein kinase activity
Source: RefSeq, a predicted model, not a curated record
AUGCGCUGCUUCUCUUUUUGCAAGCCGGUGGAGGAUGAUCCUCCGAAAUUUGUAGUCAGAAAGACAGGCCGAAGGCCAUAUUCUAAUACUGCCACGACAUUGGACUCCUUUUUGGCAACGCUCUCCCUUAAGUCAGGUAGCAGCAGAUGCAGGAAUUUGCGCAAUCAGAUACUCAAGGUGGGAAGUGCAAAGCAAUCUGCUCGGCUUUUUACGUUCAAUGAGCUUCAUGCUGCAACUGAGGGCUUCAAGGCUGCUUGUUUGCUUGGAGAAGGAGGAUUUGGGAAGGUGUACAAAGGGUACAUAGAUAGCAUCAAUUCUAAACAGGCUGUGGCGGUUAAGAAACUUAACCGGAAAGGAAUGCAAGGAAGUAGAGAGUUUUGUGCUGAAGUUAUCAUGUUGAGUCUGUUUCAACACCCAAACCUUGUCAGUCUAGUAGGGUACUGUGCGGAAGGAGAGCAGAGAGUUUUAGUGUAUGAAUAUAUGGCCAGUGGAUCUUUGGAGGAUCACCUUCUAGACAUAGGUCCGAAUCAGCAGCCUCUUGAUUGGUACACUAGGAUGAGAAUAGCUGAAGGAGCAGCUAAAGGACUUGAGUACUUGCAUGAUGUUGCCAAACCGGCAGUGAUUUAUCGCGAUUUCAAAGCAUCAAACAUAUUGUUGGAUUCCCAAUUCACUCCGAAGCUGUCUGAUUUUGGACUUGCUAAGUUAGGUCCAACAGGAGACAAGUCCCAUGUGUCUACAAGGGUGAUGGGAACUUAUGGCUAUUGUGCCCCAGAGUAUGCUUGCACAGGAAAGCUCACAAAAAUGUCUGAUGUCUACAGUUUCGGGGUUGUCUUUCUUGAGUUAAUCACCGGAAGAAGAGCUGUUGAUGAGACAAAACCAGAGGAAGAGCAGAUCCUAGUCAGUUGGGCACAACCACUGUUGAAGGAUAGAAGUAAAUUUUCAUUAAUUGCUGAUCCGUUGCUUAGGGGAAACUUUCCGGUGAAGGGUCUGCAUCAAGCUCUUGCAAUUGCAGCAAUGUGUCUCAAUGAGGAAGCUGAUUGCCGACCUGUUAUGUCUGAUGUUGUACUUGCUCUUGAGCAUUUAUCCAAGCCAAGAAAUGAAGUUGUCAUUGAUGAUGAAUCAAAACACAGCCCUGUGCAGCUGACCAAUGUCCAAUCUCUAAAACGAAGGAGUUCCAAAGCAGAGCUAGAUCUAUAGCAUUGGCAUUCAGCAGGGUGCAAGUGGAAGAAGUUGCGCUACAGAUUCAAGAUCAAUGCAGUUUUCAUUGCAUAGAGAUUAAGAAAGUCGUAUUGUUUGUAUUUUUCGUGUUCCUAUUGACAGAACUGAAUAUGUGUUUGUAUAUAGAUGUACUACGAUAUUUAUGGUUUGCACUCAAUUGU